Molecule: messenger RNA, 3760 nt
Organism: Ochotona princeps (American pika)
Lineage: Eukaryota; Metazoa; Chordata; Mammalia; Lagomorpha; Ochotonidae
Gene: CAPN6
Product: calpain 6
Exons: 13
Coding region: 226-2298 (690 amino acids)
Biological process (GO): proteolysis
Cellular component (GO): cytoplasm
Molecular function (GO): calcium-dependent cysteine-type endopeptidase activity
Source: RefSeq, a predicted model, not a curated record
UGAAAUUUCCUGAAGGAUAUCUGGUCUGCUUGUUUUUGCGGGUGUCCGUGGGUCUAUAUGUAUUUGUUUUGUGUUACUCCCAAAAUAGUAAGAGGAUAAACCUGGGGAAAGGAGGUGAAAUUGGCUGACUGGCAGGGCAUUCUCGUUGCUUUUGUAGACUCACAGUUACGAGAAAGUUAUUAAAUGCUUGCAAAAUCUUGAGGCUACAGCGUAUGUGAAAGAGCCAUGAGCCCUCGUAGAGUGUGUGGGUGGAGGGUGCACAAACUGUACAUUGGAGCAGGGGAAGGAGUGAUAGCCCAGGCUUUCUUAACUCCUUGCGAGCCUGUACAGCAGGAGGGAACUUCUGCCCUUGCACAGGAACAGUUGAACACCAUGGGGCCUACUCUGAACCUCUUCAAAAACCAGAAGUACCAAGAACUGAAGCAGGAAUGCCUCAGAGACAGUCGACUCUUCUGCGACCCCACCUUCCUGCCGGAGAAUGAGUCUCUCUUCUACAACCGACUGCUCCCCGGCAAGGUGGUGUGGAAACGUCCCCAGGACAUCUGUGAUGAUCCCCGUCUGAUUGUGGGCAACAUCAGCAACCACCAGCUGAUCCAGGGCAGGCUGGGGCACAAGCCAAUGGUUUCUGCCUUUUCCUGUCUGGCUGUUCAGGAGGCUCACUGGACAAAGACAAUUCCAAACCAUAAGGAACAGGAAUGGGACCCUCGAAAACCAGAGAAAUAUGCUGGGAUAUUUCGCUUCCGUUUCUGGCAUUUUGGAGAAUGGACCGAAGUGGUGAUUGAUGAUUUGUUGCCCACUAUCAAUGGAGAUCUGGUCUUCUCCUUCUCCACCUCCAUGAAUGAGUUUUGGAAUGCUCUGUUGGAAAAAGCUUAUGCAAAGCUCCUAGGCUGUUAUGAAGCACUGGAUGGUUUGACCGUGACUGAUAUAAUCGUGGACUUCACGGGCACCUUGGCAGAAACUGUUGACAUGCAGAAGGGAAGAUACACUGAGCUUGUUGAGGAGAAGUACAAGCUGUUUGGAGAACUGUUCAAAACAUUUACCAAAGGCGGUCUAAUCUGUUGCUCCAUUGAGUCUCCCAGCCAGGAAGAACAAGAAGUUGAAACGGAUUGGGGUCUCCUGAAGGGCCACACCUACACCAUGACUGAUAUUCGCAAGCUGCGUCUUGGAGAGAGACUUGUGGAAGUCUUUAGUACUGAGAAGCUGUACAUGGUCCGCCUGAGGAACCCCCUGGGCAGACAGGAAUGGAGUGGUCCCUGGAGUGAAAUUUCUGAAGAGUGGCAGCAGCUAACUGCAGGAGACCGCAAGAACCUGGGGCUUGUGAUGUCUGAUGAUGGAGAGUUUUGGAUGAGCCUGGAGGACUUCUGUCGCAACUUUCACAAACUUUAUGUCUGCCGCAAUGUGAACAAUCCUAUUUUCGGUCGAAAGGAGAUGGAAUCAGUGCUGGGAUGCUGGACUGUGGAUGAUGAUCCCCUGAUGAACCGUUCAGGAGGCUGUUACAACAACCGUGACACCUUCCUGCAGAAUCCCCAGUACAUCUUCACUGUUCCUGAGGAUGGCCACAAGGUCAUCAUGUCAUUGCAGCAGAAGGACCUGCGCACUUACCGCCGAAUGGGCAGACCAGACAAUUACAUCGUUGGUUUUGAACUCUUCAAGGUGGAGAUAAAUCGCAAAUUCCGCCUCCACCACCUGUAUAUUCAGGAGCGUGCUGGAACAUCUACUUACAUUGACACUCGUACUGUGUUUCUGAGCAAGUACCUGAAGAAGGGCAACUAUGUGCUUGUCCCAACCAUGUUCCAGCAUGGCCGUACUAGUGAGUUCCUCCUGAGAAUUUUCUCCGAAGUGCCUGUCCAGCUCAGGGAGCUGACUCUGGACAUGCCCAAGAUGUCUUGCUGGAAUCUGGCUCGUGGGUACCCGAAAGUAGUUACUCAGAUCACUGUCCACAGUGCCGAGGGCCUGGAGAAGAAGUAUGCCAAUGAAACUGUAAACCCGUAUUUGAUCAUCAAGUGUGGAAAGGAGGAAGUCCGCUCUCCCGUCCAGAAGAAUACUGUGCAUCCGAUCUUUGACACCCAGGCCAUUUUCUACAGGAGGACCACUGACAUUCCUAUCAUAGUUCAGGUCUGGAACAAACGAAAAUUCCGUGAUCAGUUCUUGGGGCAGGUUACACUGGAUGCUGACCCCAGUGACUGCCGUGAUCUGAAAUCUUUGUACCUGCGUAAGAAGGGUGGUCCAGCUGCCAAAGUCAAGCAAGGCCACAUCAGCUUCAAGGUCAUUUCCAGCGAUGAUCUCACUGAGCUCUAAAUUGCCCAGUCUUGAAGAAUACUGACAGAGCUUUCCAUCUUUUCACUUUCUGUCAGGUGCUAGGUCUUAGCUAAGAUCCACAAUCUUUUGAGACAAUGGAAUUCACAGUAAUUUACAUUUCCUCUCUUCUGAUAAGUUCCCCAUACCUCCCGAUCCAAGUAGCAUCAGUAGCUACAUAACCUAUAUACCUCCAGCAGCUGGACAGGGGGAGGUGACAGUCCUAUCUGGAGAUGAUAUACAUGUUUGCCAGGACAAGAUCUCUGGGGCUUCCGGGGGUGAGAGUUCAAGCAGGACAGCUACACAAGCCUGGACACCCUAAAGAUGUUAGGAUGUUUUCUGUUGUCCAGUGAUAUCUCCUCUGUAGGGCAUUCUGCAGAAGGAGGAGGGAUGAUCAAGGCCAAGCUGGUCUAGCCUGGCAUCCCAACUCCUGACUGAACACCAUAGACUACCCAGCAGCACGUCACCCAGCAGCCAAACCUGGCUUUAAGCCCCCAACCUUUAUCACCACCAGUGCCGUCACCACCAACCACCACCACAACCAUAGCCACCUCCGGAAAGUGUCAUCCUGCUCUAACCCAGGUCACCCCCUCACAGUGAGUUUCACCUUCAUGUUGAGGAAGCUUCCUAGGUGCUUUAUAAAGAGCUAGAGUUUAGGGAGAUCUAGAGUGUGAACUUGAGCUCAAUGGAAGCCAGCUAUGUGCCACAAGAGGAAGAAGCUGCAGUGGGAGACCAAUCCUCGGUCCCCCACCAACCUACACACACACCUACACUCACACACGCGCAUGUGGGCGCGCACGACCUACCAUUCAGGCAGUCAGUGGGCAAGAGCGAGGAUCAGUAAGUACCACACGUAGCAAAAAUAUGAGCGAAUCCAUCCAGGUGUAGUACAGCCAGGUUGGGGCCCCUGAUUGCAAUGUGAAACCUCUUGCUGCUGCUAGGUUUACAAACAAGCCCGUUGUCCUGUGCCUCCUAAUAUCAUUGGUACUGAAGAUCCCGUCUGGGGGAUCGAGACUGGAUUUCAGCCCAUAUUUCUCAAGAUUUCCCCUCAGUUGGGAAGCUUCACUCCCCCGGGGGUGUUUGUUGGCCCUCUUGUUUUUCAGUCGUUCCACAGGUUUUUAUUUUUGUUUGUUUCUACUCAGUUAUUUUGAAAUGUUCCUACCACCAUCUUCAUUUAUCAAUAUUCUACCCCUUCUUCAAAGCCCAACAUAAAUCUCAUCUCCUCCUCCAUGUAGCCUUCCCUAAUCCCACCCAAACGCCAGCCUCCAACAAUAUUUUAGUGCUUCUGCAAUAAUAAAAUGUAGUUGUAGUAUUUAGUGUAAUCCAGCUCGCAUUCAUUAAAACAAAAUAUUUUGUAGUUUAUGUAGCUCAUUUUCUACUAUUUUUUCCAGUCUCUAUUACUUCUGCAAUGCCUUUACCACACUGCCUUACAUAAACCAAAUCACAAUAAAGUUCAUAUUCAGUA